AUGACCUUCACCAAUAAAGAUAACGAAGUUUCUUCAUCCAAUAAGAAGUACAGAAACGUGAGGGAAUGGCUGUAUAAGCGCGUGCGAAAGGCGAUAUCACGACAGAGGUUAAAGGAUACAGAAGAAAUCACAUACACACAGCGAAAGACAGACUCCGAGCGGUCGUUCACAAAACCAGCAUGUGUGGAUGUGUCCAAGAUAGACGUGAUCUUCCUUGCACCAAGAACACCGGUUGAUAGCAGACGUGUCUCAUCUCACCCACCGAUUCUGCCUCCAAUCCGCCUAACACGACCAGACUCGAGCGUCUUUCGGAAUGUCAAUGCAUGGCUGGAAGCUAGUGUAAACACACCAUCACCGCCGCUCAUGUCUGGGAUCUCAUACUGGAAAGAGGCAACAGUUCCCAAUGUCAAAGGCUCGGCAGUCGCCCAAUAUGCUGUGCCACUAUCUGUAGCCUUAGGCAUAGCCAGGCCGACAACAGCUACAAAACAACAAACGCCAUGUUUCCGACGUUCGGCUAGAAAGGUGCAAGUUCAGAUGCCUUCAAUACUACGUAACAAGUCUGCGCAUCUCCCGGGUAAGAAGCGGAGGAGAAGACAAUCAGUGUGCAUAACUCCUCUGUCUAUUUCCUACGACAACGUCCAAGAAGAUACCACUCCUAUGCUCAUAACACGAUCGACGUCCUUCCUAAAACCUUUGAUACCGUCGCCGAGGCGGCAAACAUCGGCGCGUCACAGGUUAUUGAUAUCUGUCAGCGAUUCACGAGAGUGUACUCCUUUUCGACAUGGCACACCCAACAGUGCAAGAUUCGGUGACGUGGAAAAUGACCCUGAGCGACAUGUCUACAGGACUUUUAUGCGCACAGGGCGAGGCACAGACAGCACAAGGCCGUCUACAGAAUUAGCAGGUCUUGUUCGCGAAGACUCCGUGGGAGAUUUGUCCGAUGCCCCUACAUACUCCUCCGGCCCACCGCCCCCGUCGUACCGGUCGCGCCGCGAAUCGAUGCUUACUACGUCGUCUUUCGGUUGUAUUGACGGAAUGAACCCGGCACAACGUCAAGUCAGUCAGCAGCGAGCAGCAUUACAACGGGGGAUGAGAUGCAAGCUGAAGAGGCUUGCUCAAAAUUUUGUGAUUUGA
Messenger RNA from Bipolaris victoriae FI3, 1134 nucleotides. RefSeq lists its product as hypothetical. NCBI's taxonomy places the organism in Eukaryota, Fungi, Ascomycota, Dothideomycetes, Pleosporales, Pleosporaceae. The record is from RefSeq and is a predicted model, not a curated record. The transcript has a single exon. Bases 1 to 1134 code for a protein of 377 amino acids.